CAAAUACUUACACAAGGCAUAAUUGGAUUAAAUACUUAAAUUAGAUUUUCACUGCACACUGGGUGUAAAUUACAUUAGCAAAUCCGUCAGCCGACAAACGACGUAACGGGUCGUAUCGCGAGAAAGAACGAGAACAUGGAAACAAGACAACAAAAAUAAAUUUGUGGACAACAAGCCAGAGUGCAUGAUGGCGGCGUCGCUGCUGCGCCGGGACAAGAAAGCCACUGCCACCCACUUGAAGGCAGACUUAAAUCGGACUGACAAUAGCUCCGGGGUCCGACAACUACAGGAGCUGCUCGACGCUGUACUGAAUCCUGAAAUAUCAGCGGCGGACACGGAGGCUCUUGACUGGUGUAAAUGUCUAAUUGCAGGAGGCGAAGGUUUCGAGGAGUUCUGCAAAACGGUCCGGUCCUAUGACAACGCGACUCUGUGCGGCUUGGUCUGGACGGCUAAUUUCGUGGCAUAUCGAUGCCGGACCUGUGGCAUCUCCCCGUGCAUGUCACUGUGUGCUGAGUGUUUUAAUAACGGAGACCACACGGGCCAUGAUUUCAACAUGUUCCGGAGCCAGGCUGGUGGGGCCUGUGACUGUGGAGACAGUAAUGUCAUGCGAGAGAGUGGGUUUUGCAGACGGCAUCGGUUGAGAACAGGGGAGAAUAUCCCAUCAAUACCUCGAGACCUUCUCUUGAUGUCCGAGAUGGUUCUUCCUCGCUUUAUCCUGUGCAUCAUACAGUAUCUGAGAGAUGGCUAUAUUGAGCCAGGUGAAAACACUCCCGACAACCACGUCUUCACUUUACAAAGAUACACCUCAAGCGAGAGAGAUCUACAGAAAGUCCUGCAGCAGCUGGACCCUCAGAUCUCCUUCCUGGAGGAGCUCACGAAAAUGGGAGGAGCAAUGAGGACUGUACUGACAAAAAUCUUGACCAAUCAGCAAACAUUCAAGGAGUUGAGCAUGGGCCAAGAGGAGAAUUUGUAUGCUAAAAAGAACUAUGACAAGUAUUUGUCAGCCUUGAAGAAUUCAGGUCUGGUGCCUGUGGAGGAGAAAGCACAAGGUGCUACUGCUGAUGUCACUGUUGGUGCUGAAGGAGGCGCAGGAGCAAUGGUCGUAUUGGGAUCCAGUGCACCAGGGAGCCCAGAUGAGUCUAAUAAAGAGGAGGACCAAGAUGCUGGGCAGUCUGUUGGGCAGAGGAAGAGGGUUAAGCUGAGCAGCAGUACCAAAGACCCGUGUAUUAUUGAAUCUCUGAAGCAUAAGUGCUUUCUGGAGGAGUUGCUGUUUUGGACGAUAAAAUAUGAGUUUCCUCAGAAGAUGGUCACCUUCUUACUAAACAUGUUGCCAGAUCAAGAUUACAAGAUCACUUUUACGAAAACAUUUGUUCAGCAUUAUGCAUUCAUCAUGAAAACACUGAUGAAAAGCCACGAGUCAGAUACCAUGUCCAACCGCAUUGUACAUAUUAGUGUGCAGCUGUUCAGCAAUGAGGAGCUGGCUCGUCACGUGACAGAGGAGUGUCAGCUGCUGGACAUCAUGGUCACUGUCCUCCUCUACAUGAUGGAGAGUUGCCUUAUUAAAAGUGAACUUCAGGAUGAAGAGAACAGUCGCCAUGUUGUGGUGAACUGCAGUGAGGCUCUGUUAAAGAACAAUACCUACUGGCCAUUAGUUAGUGACUUUAUUAACAUCCUCUCACACCAAAGUGUAGCGAAAAAGUUCCUAGAGGACCAUUCAUUGUUGAUGCUAUGGAUGAGCUUUGUGUCAUUUUUCCAAGGCAUGAACCUGAAUAAGCGGGAGUUGAAUGAACAUGUGGAAUUUGAGUCCCAGACGUACUAUGCAGCGUUUGCAGCAGAGCUCGAGGCCUGUGCACAACCAAUGUGGGGUCUCCUAACACACUGCAAAGUCAAAGAGACACAGGAAUAUACUAAAACUGUGGUACGCUACUGCUUAGAGACCCUGCAGAUCUGGUUUGAUGCCAUUGGCUUCGUUGAUGAGCCUGCUCCAAAUCAAGUGACAUUUCAUCUGCCACUGCACCGCUACUAUGCCAUGUUCCUCAGUAAGGCUGUAAAGUGCCAAGGCCUGGACCUGGACAGCCUCCUGCCUGACCAAGAGAUGCUGAUGAAGAUCAUGGUGCAUCCACUCCAGAUCCAGGCAUGCCUGUCAGAGAUCCACAGCAACAUGUGGGUCAGGAAUGGUCUCCAGAUAAAGGGACAGGCUAUGACCUACGUGCAGUCACACUUCUGCAACUCCAUGAUUGACCCAGACAUCUAUCUGCUCCAGGUUUGUGCAUCAAGACUAGAUCCUGACUACUUUAUCUCAAGUGUUUUUGAGAGGUUCAAAGUGGUUGACCUGUUGACCAUGGCAUCUCAGCAUCAGAACGCUGUGUUAGACUCUGAGCAGGAGCGACCGAUGCUUGAAGGAGCACUGACCUUCCUGGUAAUAUUGACGAGCCUUCGCACUCAUUUGGGGAUGACAGAUGACGAGAUCCUUCGGGCUGAGAUGGUCUCACAGUUGUGUAUGAAUGACCGUACACACAGCGCGCUGUUAGACCUUAUUCCUGAGAAUCCAAACCCAAAGAGUGGCAUUGUACCAGGGAGUUGUAGCUUUGAGGAGAUGCUCUCUGCUGUGGCUGACUUCAAAGCACCGGUGUUUGAGCCCGGAGGCUCCAUGCAGCAGGGCAUGUACACACCUAAAGCCGAGGUGUGGGAAAAGGAGUUUGACCCCAUCAUGGUCGUUCUAAGAACAGUCUAUCGGCGUGACGUCCAGUCAGCAAUGGACAGAUACUCAGCGUUUUUAAAACAGUCUGGCAUUCACACCGGCAACCCAUGGCCACCUUACAAGGAGAGGACUCCUCUGCAUCCGUGUUACAAAGGCCUAAUCAAGCUGUUGCACUGCAAGACGCUGCACAUUGUGAUAUUCACUCUCCUUUACAAGAUAUGGAUGGAUCAUCAGAAUAUGUCCGAGCAUGUGCUCUGCAUGGUGCUGUACCUGAUCGAGCUGGGCUUGGACAACCAGGUUCAAGACAGCAAGGAGGACGAGGAGCCUUGCAUUGAGGAGCACUGCCAUGACAGCUGGUUUCCUGGCAUCAACCUCCUCUCCAAUCUGCACCAUGUCAUUAACUUUGUGAGAGUUCGAGUUCCUGAGACAGCUCCUGAAGUGAAGAGAGAGCCCCCCCCAAGCACCAGCACUGAAGCUUCUUCUUAUGGCCAGAACCUGCGUGAAGCUCAGGUUUUCAGCCUUGUAGCUGAGCGCAGGAGGAAGUUCCAGGAGAUAAUCAACCGCAGCAACACUGAAGCCGCCCAGGUUGUCAGGCCCAAGAGCUCCUCAACACGCUGGGUCCCACCAGGCACACCCCCCCAGCUGGUGACAGAGAUCCUGGAGAUCCGGGAGAGCAUGCUGUCCCUCCUCAUCAAGCUCCACCAGAAGUUGUCGUCCAAGCAGAACUCUCUGUCAGCAUCGUGGCUAGAGGACAUGGACACAAGUCGUCACACUCAUGGAGAUGGCAUUACAGCUAUUGAGCGCAUCCUCACCAAGGCAGCCACGCGCAGCUGUCAAAUCAAGCGUAGCAUCCAGGACAUUUGUGGGAAGGCGUGUCCUCCUGUGCCACCAAAGAAGAACAGUCCCAGUGACAAGAAAACCAUGGAUAAAGAAGAGAGACGUCAGAGGGCGAGAGAGAGACAGCAGAAGCUGCUUGCUGAAUUUGCCUCCAGGCAGAAGAGUUUCAUGGAAACAGCCAUGGAUGUUGAAUCCCCCGACACUGAGGCCGCCAUGGACUUAGGAGCAUCUGAAGUGAUGGAGUCUGAGGUUCUUUAUGACUGCGUGAUCUGUGGCCAGAGCGGACCUUCCACUGAGGACAGACCCACUGGUCUAGUAGUUCUCCUCCAAGCAUCCUCAGUGCUGGGGCACCGCUGCAGAAGCAAAGAGCCUAAGAAUCUACCGACGAGUGAUGAGGAGCACAUCUACGCUGCAGACACGUGCGGAGUGGCUAAUGAUGUCAGGCUCACGCUCAUGCAGCGGUUCUUCAAAGAUAGUUCUUGUCUGCAGUCUGUGUCAAUAGGUUGGGAUGGGGGCGUGUACGUCCAGACCUGUGGGCACACUUUGCAUAUAGAUUGCCACAAGUCAUACAUGGAGUCUCUGAGGAAUGACCAGGUCCUCCAGGGUUUCUCCGUUGACAAAGGUGAAUUUACGUGCCCACUGUGUCGACAGUUUGCCAAUAGCGUCCUUCCCUGUCGCCCUGGGCGGGGAACAGAGGCUGGUGCCUGGCGCACACCCACGAACAAGAAGACGUACGUGCUUGUGAAGGAGGUGGAAGAUCUUCAGGAGAAACUUGGCCAUUUCCCAACUGAAUCAAACUUGAGCAAAGAGAUGGAGUUGGUCAUUAAAGACAUCAAGAAUACCACCCAGAAGAAAUACAUGGACUACGGAAAGAACCCUGGCUCCCCCGACAAUGAUUUCCUCUUCAUGUACUCUGUGGCAAGGACUAACCUGGAGUUGGAACUUGUGCACCGGGGAGGAAACUUGUGCUCUGGAGGGGCCAGUGCAGCUGCCAAACGCUCGUGUCUAAAUCAGCUGUUCCAUGUGCUGGCUAUGCACAUGCGUCUGUACAGCAUCGAUUCCGCCUACAACCCUUGGACUAAGCUGACUCAGGUCACACAAAGCAAAGAGGCAGAUGGUUUUGAUGAAGAGAGACCUGAGGUACCCAUGCUGUUUCGAGAUGUCCCAUCCCUCCUGAUUAUCUUUGUGCUAACGAUGCCACAGCCUCUGCGAAAAGAGCACUUUAACUGUGUGGUGAAGAUGCUGUACAACCUGCAGUUCGCCCAGGCUCUGGCUGCACUCUCAUCUAAGUUUAGCCCAGAAGAAAGGCAGGCCUGGAGCACAUCCGGAGCACUCAAGAAGAGUGCUGCAAAUGCUGAGAAGUCUUUUGAAGCGCUGCUCAGUCACAUUAUCAGUGAGCUGUCUAAGGACAAGAGUGUCUACAAGGUGAACGCUGACGAAACAUCAAUGCUGAUCUCCAGUGUGUGGUCCCCACAGUCUAUCGAGUUCAGCCUCCAGCAGUUCUGCCUGCCCUUCCUUCGCCUCUCCUGCCUUCUGCAGCAUCACCUCUAUGGAGACAACCUAACUAGCUGCCUGGAGGAGGAGGAGUUCUUGUCCUUGGCUGUGUGUCUCGGGCUCUUGCCGUCGGCUCCUCAGCUUUCCAACGUCGUGAACAGUGCCUCAUGUCUGAAGUGGACGGUCAGCGGCUUUGACUUGGUGACACAGUGGUGCGCUGAGGUCACAGGGCUCUCUCAGAUGCAGACUGAGCAAUCAUUGACCUUGCUUGUCCAGGAUCCUCAGUGGGCAGCCCCCCGCCUUCUCCAAUUACCUGACAACUACAAUAUCAUCUUCCAGUACUAUCACAGGAAGGCCUGCACUGCCUGCAAAAAAGUGCCAAAAGACCCUGCACUCUGCCUUGUUUGUGGAGCCUUCGUCUGUCUCAAAGGCGUGUGCUGCAAGCAGCAGGGUAUCUGUGAAUGUGUUUUGCACUCCCAACAUUGUGGCGCAGCUACAGGCAUCUUUCUACUGAUAAAUGCCUCAGUCAUCAUCAUCAUCCGUGGACAUCGUUUCUGCCUGUGGGGUUCUGUUUACCUUGAUGCCCAUGGAGAGGAGGACCGCGAUUUACGCCGUGGCAAGCCUCUCUUCUUGUGUGAAGAGAGGUAUCGAGUGUUGGAGCAACAGUGGGUUUCACACACCUUUGAUCACAUCAAUAAGCGUUGGGGCCCUCACUAUAAUGGACUCUAAGAUCUUCCAAAGUCCACUGAAAACAGCAACCCGUGACGGAGAAGAUUUUUAUUUCUGGUUUAUGUGUCUGCCUCGAUCAAAAUAUUUGGGAACUCUUUAACGUGAUAAACACAAACAUCCGGUGAGGGUAUUGCUGCCACAGCCUUGGUUCAUGUGAAGUUUGGUGUACAAUCAUGCCUAAAGAUUAACACGUGUGUGUGUUUAAGUGAUUUAUUGUGUGGUUUUCAACAGGGAAAAACAGAAUUUGGUAAGAUCAAAGUUAAAAGCACAACUUUGCCCAGAAAUUCAAUUGGUUUCAGACAGGCUUUUGAAGCCUGUCAUAUUUAUUUGGGGGGAGAUAUAUAUAUAUAUAUAUAUAUAUAUAUAUAUAUAUAUAUAUAUAUAAAGUGCUGAAUGUCCCAGCAAACUUUGAUUACUUUUUGCACCAUUUAUGAUGAUGUUAAUGCAUAUCCCUUUUUAUU
Messenger RNA from Micropterus dolomieu (smallmouth bass), 6222 nucleotides. It is a transcript of the gene ubr3, whose product is annotated as ubiquitin protein ligase E3 component n-recognin 3. The transcript has 39 exons. Gene Ontology annotation, biological process: protein ubiquitination; ubiquitin-dependent protein catabolic process via the N-end rule pathway. The record is from RefSeq and is a predicted model, not a curated record. Bases 185 to 5761 code for a protein of 1858 amino acids. Gene Ontology annotation, cellular component: cytoplasm; ubiquitin ligase complex. Gene Ontology annotation, molecular function: ubiquitin protein ligase activity; zinc ion binding. Lineage: Eukaryota; Metazoa; Chordata; Actinopteri; Centrarchiformes; Centrarchidae.